AUGCCUUUAUCAUGCAUAAUCGAUGCUCGUAUGGUUCUCGACAUUUUUGAGCUUCAGCUAGCUUGCAUACGUGCUUUGCUAGCUCAGAGGCAGGAAACCAUGAAGACACGUUCGUUAUACUCGGAAAUACUGUUUAAUAUGUCUCCGAUCUCAAAUAUAACAGAGUCUCUGAAGCAAUUUGGAGUAUCAGAUUCAACAUCUUCACUGAUUCACUUGUUUAUUGGUGAUGAGGCACCAAGUGAUGAGGAUGUAGACGUAGCUGAUUCUCUAAUACAAGGAAAUCAAGCUCCUGUAACAGAAUUGUCGGAAUGCUGUGAUAUGAACCUCAUAAGAAAGCUAUACAAGUUGUCAGACAUACAACAAGGUCGAGAUGUCGCAUUCAAGAAUGUCGUGAAUGCUAUGGCCUUGAAAGGAUUUUCUCAAAUCUUGUGA
Synchytrium microbalum is the source of this 432-nucleotide messenger RNA. RefSeq lists its product as uncharacterized. Lineage: Eukaryota; Fungi; Chytridiomycota; Chytridiomycetes; Synchytriales; Synchytriaceae. The record is from RefSeq and is a predicted model, not a curated record. The transcript is spliced from 5 exons. Gene Ontology annotation, cellular component: nucleus; EKC/KEOPS complex; cytosol. Gene Ontology annotation, biological process: tRNA threonylcarbamoyladenosine modification; telomere maintenance via recombination. The coding region runs from base 1 to 432 and encodes 143 amino acids.